UUUUCUUGCACGUGGUUCUUCGUUUUCAACAUGGCGGCGGCAUCCAUGGUUACAAGUUUCUGUUUCUUACAGCUGAAUAAUCUGUCAUGUUCGAGGAAUCUGUGCCGUCGAUUACUGACUGUAUUCAGUAGUGGUAAAACGCGAUUGAAACUCUAUGCAGAUAGUAGUGAUUUUCACAUGAAAAAAGCAUCGCAUUUCACACAGGAAGAUCUGCUCUCGCACAUCCCUGUUGAUAAACUGAAGAUAACAUACAGUCGGAGCAGCGGACCGGGCGGCCAGCAUGUCAACAAGGUCAGUACGAAAGCAGAGGUCCGCUUCCAUGUGCAGACAGCAGAAUGGAUUCCAGAAGAAGUGAGGAGGGAGAUUCUCCUGAAGAAUAAAACUCGUGUCAACAAAGCAGGAGAGUUAAUCGUGACCUCUGAGAUGAGCAGAAGCCAACAGAGGAACCUAGAAGACUGUCUUCAGAAGAUCUCAGAGAUGAUCGCUGCAGCCAGUCAGCGGCGGCCGGAGCCGGAGCCGGAGGAUCUCGCCCUCAGAGCUCACAGAUUAGAUAAAAGAAAUUUGGAAAGACUCAAGCAGAAGAAGAUACAUGCUGCAACAAAGCAAGCAAGACGAGUCGACUUUGACUGAACCCAAAACAUUAUUUCAUUUGUUCUGUAUUCAAAUUUUGAUUAAAAACUCACCAAAAUAUCACACUGUAAAAGUUGUUGUUGUAUGUAUAGCAUGUACUGAAUUAUGUCAGAUUAUUUAUAACUUUUUUUCUGAAAAUAAAAUUUUAGAUUUGAAGCAAGAUUUAAUAAACUGUAAACCUGUGUUAAAGCAAAGAGCUGGUUUAUA
Messenger RNA from Megalobrama amblycephala (Wuchang bream), 837 nucleotides. RefSeq names its product mitochondrial ribosomal protein L58 (gene mrpl58). Gene Ontology annotation, molecular function: translation release factor activity. NCBI's taxonomy places the organism in Eukaryota, Metazoa, Chordata, Actinopteri, Cypriniformes, Xenocyprididae. The coding region runs from base 31 to 630 and encodes 199 amino acids. Gene Ontology annotation, cellular component: mitochondrial large ribosomal subunit. The record is from RefSeq and is a predicted model, not a curated record. Gene Ontology annotation, biological process: mitochondrial translational termination. The transcript has 6 exons.